ACGCAGUGCCCUCGCUUACACAGUAUGGCCGGCGACAUUAGCUAGCGCUCGCUCUACUCUCUGUAACGGGGAAACAGCGGACUACAAGAGACUGAACUGUAUCUGCCUCUAUUUCCAACAGACUCACGUUCAACUUUCGCUCACAAAAAAAAAAAAAAAAAAAGCCGGGAAAAUUUUAUUAAUCCUUUUUUUAAAAAAAGUUAAUAUAAAAUUAUAGAAAAAAAAAAGGAAGCUGAACUUUAGUAACACAGCUGGAACAAUCCGCAGCGGCGGCGGCAGCGGCGGGAGAAGAGAUUUAAUUUAGUUGAUUUUCUGUGGUUGUUGGUUGUUCGCUAGUCUCACAGUGAUGGAAGCUGCACAUUUUUUCGAAGGGACAGAAAAGCUGCUGGAGGUUUGGUUCUCCCAGCAGCAGCCCGACGCAAACCAAGGGUCUGGGGAUCUUCGCACCAUCCCAAGGUCUGAGUGGGAUAUACUUUUGAAGGAUGUGCAAUGUUCAAUCAUAAGUGUGACAAAAACUGACAAGCAGGAAGCUUAUGUACUCAGUGAGAGUAGCAUGUUUGUCUCCAAGAGACGUUUCAUUUUGAAGACAUGUGGUACCACCCUCUUGCUGAAAGCACUGGUUCCCCUGUUGAAGCUUGCUAGGGAUUACAGUGGGUUUGACUCAAUUCAAAGCUUCUUUUAUUCUCGUAAGAAUUUCAUGAAGCCUUCUCACCAAGGGUACCCACACCGGAAUUUCCAGGAAGAAAUAGAGUUUCUUAAUGCAAUUUUCUCAAAUGGAGCAGCAUAUUGUAUGGGACGUAUGAAUUCUGACUGUUGGUACUUGUAUACUCUGGAUUUCCCAGAGAGUCGGGUAAUCAAUCAGCCAGAUCAAACCCUGGAAAUUCUGAUGAGUGAGCUUGACCCAGCAGUUAUGGACCAGUUCUACAUGAAAGAUGGUGUUACUGCAAAGGAUGUCACUCGUGAGAGUGGAAUUCGUGACCUGAUACCAGGUUCUGUCAUUGAUGCCACACUGUUCAAUCCUUGUGGGUAUUCAAUGAAUGGAAUGAAAUCAGAUGGAACUUACUGGACUAUUCACAUCACUCCAGAACCAGAAUUUUCUUAUGUUAGCUUUGAAACAAACUUAAGUCAGACCUCCUAUGAUGACCUGAUCAGGAAAGUUGUAGAAGUCUUCAAGCCAGGAAAAUUUGUGACUACCCUGUUUGUAAAUCAGAGUUCUAAAUGUCGCACAGUGCUUUCUUCGCCCCAGAAGAUUGAAGGCUUUAAACGUCUUGAUUGCCAGAGUGCUAUGUUCAGUGAUUACAACUUUGUUUUUACUAGUUUUGCUAAGAAGCAGCAACAACAGCAGAGUUGAUUAAGAAAAAUGAAGAAAAAACGCAAAAAGAGAACACACAUAAAAGAAGGUGGUGGCUGCUUUCUAGAUGUUGAUACUGGGGGCCGUGCUUUCCAUAACCACCACCUUGUAGUUGCAGAAAGCCCUAGAUGUAAUCAUAGUGUAAUCAUUUUGAAUUGUAUGCAUUAUUAUAUCAAGGAGUUAGAUAUCUUGCAUGAAUGCUCUCUUCUGUGUUUAGGUAUUCUAUGCCACUCUUGCUGUGAAAUUGAAGUGCAUGUAGAAAAAAUCCUUUACUGUAUGAAACUUUACAACACUUGUAAAAACAAAUCAGUUUGGUUUAUGCGCAGUGUAAUAUUUCUCCAAGUAUCACCCAAAAUUCCCCACAGACAAGGCUUUCGUCCUCAUUAGAUCUUGGCCUCAGCUGAACCAUCUGGGACUGUUCUAUUAAAUUGCUGCCAGGAUUUUACAUCCAGUUACCUCCAGUUUCUAGAAAAUAUUCUCUAUGAAUGUUAAUUAAAACCAAUUUCUACUUCAUACAGAUGUUUUUUGCAACAGCAAUUAAAAGUUUUUCUUCCACGAGUCAAGUCCUCUUAAGAAAAUGAUUGCAGUUAUUCAUUUUUGUAUAUUACUAUUUUAACAUUAUCACUCCCUGUAUUUGUAGUCUUUUAAUUGAUUUCUCUCCUCACCAUGGCAUACCCCCUCCUGCCCCUGGUCCCUCCAAAUAGAGCAAUACACUGUCACACUGUUGGGUUUAUACUAAUACCCCCAGAGGAGGGUAGACCUUGGGCUCAAUUUUCUUGUAUGUUCAAGUGAAUUUGACCUCCUUUAUUGACAUGGGUUCUUUUGGAAGAUAAUGACAAAAAUAAACUCCAGUGUUGAUUGGCAAGGAAGAUUCGUUGAGUGUCGUAGAUUGAGAUGAGGUUACACUGACAAAUGUAUGGAAACCUUAUACUUUUCUUUGCUACCCAGGAAUUGAGAUUAUUUUAUCGUGAGCACCAUGCCUGAACUUGCUACAUGAUAGUAUAUAAAUGCACUAAAUAUAUCAGCAGGGAGAUUUAGCAUAAAGAUUGUACUAGAUUCAAUAAGUCAAUUCGGUUUGGCUAAUUUAAGUUUUACUUUAGCAGGCAUUUCCACUAGUUUCCAUUAAUAAUAUAGUAUAACCUUUGGUUCAAAGCAAAGCCAACAUUUUUUUUCCCUUGGGAACUUAAAGUUCUGUAACUUUGUGAUGUGUGAUAGUGUUCCGACUUCAUCUGUUCUUCCAGUGUGGUGGUAUUUUCCCCAGCAGUAGAUGGGAUCAAGUGAAUGACUGCCCAGAGUGAGAACCAUCUAGGUUAUUGAAACAUACACAGUAAGGCAGAAUGCUAGUUAUAAAACACAACAUACAAAAUUCUAAGAUAGUCACUUAAUGGGAGAUGACUAGAAAUUUAGGCUUUUAAGAGUUGGCAUCUUUUUUAGCUCUAUUUGCAAAUACUAUGGGAUAUCAGCAGCUAAGAGAACAGUAAAGUUGACUAAAUUUUGUAUUUCUUGUCCUCAAAAUAUUUUUUUUGAUCGUUCCUGGAUUGAUGCAGUGAUGUUCCUUCCAUAUUUGUAAAUGAAACACUUUUUUAGUGUUUCUAAACAUAAAAUCUGCUUGGUUGGAAAUCAAGUGGUUGGAACACUUUUGACUUGAGCACAUUGAUGAUUGAAAGCAUUGAAGAAGCAUUCAAUCACUGUGAUCAGUUUGAUUCUGUAACUAGCACAGCACCUAAUGUUUAUAAUGUGCUCUGGUUUUGAGGACAAAUUACUCAGUGGAUUUUGUUCUUGAACAGUAUCCCACUAGAUUUGAUGACAUUUAUUGGCUUGAGGUCUGAUUUUUUUUAAUAGAUUUAAAAAUUCUAAUGUUGAAAAAGUACAAAUUUGUAUGUUAAAAAAAAACCCGAGCAAAAUGAAAACUAUAGAUUGGAUAGUAAUCUAAAUUAAUCCUAGUAUGAUAGAGGAGGGGAAGUUUUGGUGCCAUAUUUCUCCCUUCAUGGUGUUGGACUUAAAUCAGUUAAAAUGUAUUUCUGUACCACAAUUUAUGCUUCAAUAAAAGUUUGCUUAAUUCAUUGUGUAGUGACAUUCAGAAACUUAGUAUACUUAAAAAUUAUUGAAUAAACUCAUAAUCAUUGUGAGAGGAUUGUUAUGAAGACAUCAUAAGAUCUUUAAGCUCCUGGGGCAACAUUUGGUUAAUUUAUAUCGAGGUUUGAACAUUUUUGUUAGUGCCUUCAUGAUUGAAGCUCAUGUCAGUGGGAGAAUAGAAAAGUAUACAGUAAGAAACAGUAAAAACGUGCAUUUGGGAGUUAGAGGUCAGAAGUGUGAAGGUAGAAGGUUCCCCUCUUUAUUAUGGAUUAUACCCGUGAAGUAGGGGGAAAGAGAAGCUGUAAGCUUCUUUAUUUCAUUCAUGCUUUUUCUAUUAACCAGAACACAGUUAUUUUAAGAUGGACUGUUUUGCCGUGCAGGUAUUUAUUCUUUGCCAUCAUUUGUCGGUGCCUCUCUCCUGAAUCCAACUCUUUAUUGAGCAAUAAAAACUACCCCUUCUCAACAUA
Molecule: messenger RNA, 3894 nt
Organism: Loxodonta africana (African savanna elephant)
Lineage: Eukaryota; Metazoa; Chordata; Mammalia; Proboscidea; Elephantidae
Gene: AMD1
Product: adenosylmethionine decarboxylase 1
Exons: 9
Coding region: 347-1351 (334 amino acids)
Biological process (GO): spermidine biosynthetic process; spermine biosynthetic process
Cellular component (GO): cytosol
Molecular function (GO): adenosylmethionine decarboxylase activity; putrescine binding
Source: RefSeq, a predicted model, not a curated record